Thermothelomyces thermophilus ATCC 42464 is the source of this 707-nucleotide messenger RNA. RefSeq lists its product as uncharacterized. The transcript is spliced from 3 exons. The record is from RefSeq and is a predicted model, not a curated record. Gene Ontology annotation, cellular component: ribosome; small ribosomal subunit. Gene Ontology annotation, molecular function: structural constituent of ribosome. The coding region runs from base 60 to 566 and encodes 168 amino acids. NCBI's taxonomy places the organism in Eukaryota, Fungi, Ascomycota, Sordariomycetes, Sordariales, Chaetomiaceae. Gene Ontology annotation, biological process: translation.
ACGACGACGACGACGUGCUGGACCCGGCUCUUCGUCGCGCCAGCAACACAACUACCGCCAUGGCGGCGACCUUCCUUCGAAACCUGGUGCUGCGGCCAGCGUUGCGGCCAGUGACAGCUGCUCCCGCCUCUCCUCUGAUUACCCGCGCCUUUUCGAGCACUCCGUCCCAAAGCGCGACCCUCAAUCAAGUCCUCCGCGGUUGCCGCAAACCGCAACGCGCCCGCCACGCCGUCUCCCCGGCGCUCUCGGCCAUCCACGCGCCCGCGCUCAAGGGCGUGUGCGUCAAGGUGGGCAUCACCAAGCCCAAGAAGCCCAACUCUGGCGAACGCAAGACGGCACGUGUGCGGCUGUCUACUGGCAAGGUCAUCACGGCGUACAUUCCGGGAGAGGGCCACAACAUCCAGCAGCACAGCGUGGUGCUCGUGCGCGGCGGGCGUAGCCAGGAUUGUCCCGGCGUGCGGUAUCACUUGGUGAGAGGGGCUCUGGAUUUGGGCGGUGUUGGCAACAGGAUGAGUAGCAGGAGUAAAUACGGGACGAAGAAGCCGAAGAAGGCGUCGGUUGGUUAAGGACUGCCAGCAUGCUGGAGUCCGAUGGUCAAAGAGUGAAUGGCGUUGGUGACGGAUAGAGAUGCAUAGAUCCCAUUUUUUUAAUGUCAUCUUGUACCAUAUCAUUGUAUCAAAAAACUCACAGUGGCAUUUUCCUUGAUC